AUCAAGUAUAUUGUCAAAUUUGUCAUCAUCCAUGCAUAGAUAGAUAGAUACCGCAAUUAUUACACUGUGCUUUACUAUUUUUCUUCCUUAUAUUUUGUAAUCACCCAAAAAACUUCUAAUUUGUAAACAAGAGCUGACAGUAUUCGGUAUUUGGAAUUGAGUCUUGCUUCUUUUUUCAUAACUUGUAACAGAGAGUACAAGAAUUGCAGAGAGAGAUAAGGGGGAUGAGAUAAAAUGGGUUCUUUCAUUUUUUUUCAUUAGAAUUUGUAUGUGGGUGAAGUAGAUGUUGUGAAAUCUAAUGGUGGGGAAUAGGGUAGUGGAGUCUGGGCUUUGUGGGUGUGCUGUGUAGGGGAGGGGAGGGAAGUGCCUGUGGUUUGCAGGUAUGGAUUUUGGGCAGGUAGGAGAUGGAGGUUUUGGUUCAGGAGGAGGAGGAGGAGGAGGAUCAGCAAUGGCAAAUUUAUUACAUGAUCACCGACAUAGAAGCAAUAACAGUGACGUUGGUUCUGCAGAUGUUGCUUUGAAACAUUGCAGAUCUGUUCCAGAGAUGGGUUUCUGCAAGUCCAGAGACGAUGAUGACAGAGCAGCAGAAAAUCAGAAUCCCAUGAAGCUGGCCAGGACUGACUCCUUCCCAUUUGACCUCAAGAUGCACAAUCAACAUCAGCAGAUGAUGAGGAAUAAUUUGGGCUAUGGUACAAGCAAUUCAACUGAUGGGGGUGUCUUGUUUAAGACUGAUGCCUCGUGCAAGAAUGAGCUUGCGUUUUAUACAGAUAGGACUUCUCUGAUGCAGCAACACCAGCAGCCUUAUUACCCUUUCAAAACUGCAGCAGGAUUGCCAUUGUCUAUGGGGAGAGGAGAAAGCAUGAACAGCAUCGGCAUGGGGAUGGGCAGUUAUGGUACUGCUGUACAGGGAUCCAGGUUUUGCUUCACACCAUCUCAGUGGCAGGAGCUUGAACACCAAGCCUUGAUUUUCAAGUACAUGACAGCCGGUAUACAAGUGCCUACUGACCUGCUUAUGCCCAUUCGGAAGAGCCUCACUGAAUUGACUGGUUUAUCAGCUCUUUCUGCUCCACGUCAUCCCACCAUGGGGUGGAGCUCUUUCAAUUUGAGGUUUGCAAACAAUACGGAUCCAGAGCCUGGGAGAUGCCGGAGAACAGAUGGAAAGAAAUGGCGUUGUUCCAGAGAUGUUGCUCCGGACCAGAAGUAUUGUGAGCGGCACAUGCACAGAGGCCGACCCCGUUCAAGAAAGCUCGUGGAAGGUCAGACUGCCAUCAGUAAUAGUAGUAACGGUAAUAUUAGUAACAAUAGUACUGCUACUCUGGAAGGGCCCGAUUCAUCUUCGUCUUCUUUGGCUUCCUCCAUAAGCCUGGCAGCUGGUCGUAGCAGCACUGGUAGUUCUAGUUUUACCAGUCUGCGUCCUCCAUUUUCAAUCAACAGCCAUACUGCAAACUCUCCAAUGGGAAUGAAGGGUUUCUCUGGAAGUGGAGGCAGUAUGUCCAUUAAUGGUGGUGUUUCUAGCAGCCAGUUUAACAAGCCUCCAUUGCACAUGGUUUCUUCUGGUGCUGCAAGUGCUACAUCUGCCAUGUCCAACAAGGACUACAGAUACAUGAACUGGAUGAAAGGAGAUGUGGAUGAACAAUUGCUCUUCUCAGAUGGAAAAGGCCUGGGUCAGGAUUCUCAACAGUCCAUGAGCAGUCUGGCAAUGCUUUCAUCAGUGAAUAAUGCUUGGCGUCUCAUGCCGCCAUCCAAGGUGCACACAGAUCCCAAACUGAGCAACAAUUCCAUGCUGCAAUACUGUUCUCCACAGCUUCGUACACUCCUUGGCCAAGAUUUUGGUCUUAUGCCUGACGCCAACCAGAUGAACUUGCAAUUACAAGAGCAACAGCAGCAGCAACAGCAACAACAGCAUCAGCAGCAUCAACAACAUCAACAUUCCUUUUUAAGUACAGGAUUUGGGAAUGACCAUUCAUCAGAAGGACAACCCCUGAGACAUUUCUUUGAUGACUGGCCAAGAACAACCAGAGAUCCAACAACAAUUUCCUGGUCUGACAUGGAAGAAAGAUCCUCAAACAGCACACAGCUUUCCAUAUCCCUUCCCAUGACCAUAUCUGAUUUCCCCACUUCACCCAGAGGAAAAAUCAACCUAUCCUCCCUCAAACUGUCCAUGUCAGCAGCCAGAUCAUCGACUGAGGAAGAUCCACUUGACCCAACUCAAAUGGGUCUUGGUGUGGGCAUGGGACUAGGCCUCCUGAAUGAAGACAGGCAUAGGCAGACCAAUAACUGGAUCCCUGUGACAUGGCAAAGCCCAGUGGGAGGACCUCUUGCAGAAGUUUUACAGUCUAGCACUAAUGCAGGAGGAACCCCUAGAGGUGGGUGUAAGACAUCUGGGCUUAAUUUGAUGAGUGAUGGAUGGGAACUGAGCCCUCGUGGCAGCCCAAGAAUGGCAUCCCCAACUGGUGUUUUACAGAAGACCUUUGCUUCUCUGUCGGAUAGCAGCAGUGGGAGCAGCCCUAGAGCAGUUGCAGCAGCAGCUGCUGCCAAACAUGAGAUAUCUCUGCAACAAAAUCUUGGAGGAGUGUAGCUCAACUCAGCAAAGUCAAGUCUUGUUUUCUAAUGAAUGCAUGCUUUGAGGGCAAACUUAUACUUUGCUUUAUGAUUUAAUUUUAUCUGUUCAGAAAAUUUGCAGUUUUCCUGCUUAGAAACUGAUGGAUGGUGGUAUGUUUGCUUGUCUGAUCUUCUAUAUUUUGGUUUCAGAUGCCAAACAAUUUCAAAAACUCUUGAUUGCA
This is a messenger RNA of Cryptomeria japonica (Japanese cedar), 2783 nucleotides long. Its product is annotated as growth-regulating factor 6. NCBI's taxonomy places the organism in Eukaryota, Viridiplantae, Streptophyta, Pinopsida, Cupressales, Cupressaceae. Gene Ontology annotation, biological process: regulation of DNA-templated transcription; developmental process; DNA-templated transcription. The coding region runs from base 383 to 2578 and encodes 731 amino acids. Gene Ontology annotation, cellular component: nucleus. The record is from RefSeq and is a predicted model, not a curated record. Gene Ontology annotation, molecular function: ATP binding. The transcript is spliced from 4 exons.